Branchiostoma floridae (Florida lancelet) is the source of this 1498-nucleotide messenger RNA. Its product is annotated as centrosomal protein of 290 kDa-like. The record is from RefSeq and is a predicted model, not a curated record. Bases 123 to 641 code for a protein of 172 amino acids. The transcript is spliced from 5 exons. NCBI's taxonomy places the organism in Eukaryota, Metazoa, Chordata, Leptocardii, Amphioxiformes, Branchiostomatidae.
CAGAGAGCCAGACUGAGUCUCAGUGGCAAUCCAAGAGGGAACAGAGACCCCUGGCAUCUGGCAGCAGAACUGCAGGGAAGCAGGCUAAGGGAGAUGAAGACAAAGUGAACAAACUUCUUUCUAUGCACAACACUCUCCUGAGGAGAUAUGAGAAAGAGGUGAAGACAAAUGCAGAACAUGUGGAGGCCAUAGCAAAUCUCAACCUGAAAAUCUACGAACUUGAGCAGAGUCUACAGAAGGCUAACCAGCAGGUGGAGAGGUUGCAGCAAUCCCAGCAUGCACCACCAGGCAAGGCCCCAAAGGCUCGUGGGAAGAGAAGUAGAUCCCCCUACAGGAGAACACCAUCACCCACGGACACCGGACUCUUACAGGAGAUUCAGAAAUUGAAGCGGGAAAGAGACAAGCUCAACAAGGAAAACCAGAAGUUCAAAAGUGAACUAAAAGGUUUAGAUGCUGGUUUUUUUGAGGAGAUAGAAGAUUUGAAGUACGCGCUGCAGCAGUCUGCCAAGCUGAACCAGGAAUACGAGACCACCAUGAGGCAGAUGUGCACGAGGUUCGGGGUUCCCUUCCCGUUCCCCGACCCCAGAGCACCGUCAGCCACUCGCCAGAGGAGAAGCAGAUCCAGAUCAAAUAUUAGAUGAACAGGACUGUUUGUUCAUAAUUUCAUUCUUCUCCUGGGUAUAACGCCAGUUCACCUUUAUCCGUAAGGUAACCUUUAUCCGUUCCUUUUUAAGAACAAUCUAUUUAGGGGUCGACAGAUGGUACAAUAUGUAGUUUCAAACUGCAAUAUUUGCAAACUGCUACCGUUCAUCGACUUGAUACCUUGAUAACCUUUCUCUGAAUAUCCUACAUGUAUUUAGCAACACAACGGAUAUAGGUUACCCCAUGGAUAAAGGUGAACUAACGUUACCUAAACACCUCAAAUGACCUUGAACAACCUCAAACGGUUCUAAUAUGCAGUGUACAUGGGGCAACGACGUUGUGUGCCGCCAUGGAUACAUUGUUUAUGCAUUUAUGAAUUUGAAUAAUGCAGCAAGUCCUAAGUAUUUAACGUUGUUUGGAGUUAGUCAGCUGGUUUCAAGAUCAAAGCAAUUUGAGACUGAAAAACACUUAAUUCAAGUAUUAUACGAUUGAAUCGAAUUGAAUUAUAAGUUGGCAAUGAUAGAAUUGUGCUAUGCUGUAAUCUUUGAGCCAACAGCAUCCACAGUUUUAUUGUACUGUCGUCUGUGAGCUGAAGAAGGUAUCGAGAACUUCCCCAUGCAGACUCCUAAAACAGCCAAUCCAACAUGGCGCCCAGACAUUGCUUCGAUCUUGAAACCGGCGGACUAACUGUAAAUAACAUUAAAUACUUAGGACCUGCUGCAUUUUUUAUGUAUCCAGAUUGCCACACAAGGUCGUUGCCCCUUGUACACUGCAAAUUUCAUGAAGAGUUGUUUGAGAUGUUGAGGCAGACCCCUGUAAAGCCCCGUUUACAAAUCAAGAAUUCUAGCUCGGCCGA